CGCUAAAGGCGGGCGUGGAUAGCACAGCUUGUAAAUAAAGUAAUGACGUGGUUCUUGUUAUUCCAAAAUCGAAAGAAAAGGAGCUUUGGCUCGCUUGCGAAAUAGCCUGAAUUGUUUUUUGUGCAUUAUUCGUGUUUUUUUCAAAGAGUCUCGGCGUCAUGUCUCUCAAACUAUACAGCGAUUACCCUCGGCCGGCUACGAACCGCAGCAAAGAGCUUGAUCCAGGGAAUGUUCGUUUCAAUCAUGGCAUCAGUGGAUCUCAAGAGGUUCCAGCCAAACCAAGUUCAGUGUCACCACCAGCAUUGCUAAGUAAACCAUUUCCAGAAGAUUAUAUGUACCAGACACUUCAAUCGAACUUGCCAAUCCACAUUCCUAACAUGUUCCAGGUCAUCAAAACAAGCAUACGAACUGUUACAUCGUGAACUCACUCAAGACUCAAAGCCCCAAUUCAAUCUGGCAACCUUUGGCACAACAUACAUGGAGCCAGAGGUCGAGAAAUUGAUAACCGAGAGCCUGCCCAAGAACUUCAUUGAUCCUAGAGCCUACCCCGCAACCGCCAACAUCGAAAGGAAAUGUCUCCAAAUUCUCGCCAAUAUGUAUCAUCUACCUACAAAAGACCCUCGCGACAUUGCUGGAGCAAGCACAAUCGGUAGUUCGGAAGCAAUCAUGAUGGCGGUUCUGGCGAUGAAGUCAAACUGGAUCAAGCGACAGGAAGCAUCUUCGAGUGACAAAAGUGGCAGGCCGAAUCUUAUAAUCAGCUCAGUGGCGCAGGUAAGAUCUUGACCUUUAUAAUAUCUUUCCUCUUCAGUCACCUCUUAAUUCCUCAUUCCAUACUUUCCUUACCGACAGUCAUUUUGGUCUCGUAUUUGACGCGUCGUCUGGAGACGCGGCAUCGCCAAGAUUGCUGACUCGCUUACUUAGGUUUGCUGGAAAAAAGCAGCGAGAUACUUCGAUGUGGAUCUGCAGUACGUACCAUGUUCAGAAGACAGAUAUGUGUUGGACCCAGUCAAAGCAGUAGACCUAGUAAAUGAACGAACUAUGGGCAUCUGUUGUAUCUUGUAAGCUCCAUUUGUUUCCUCAAAAACCCAAAUACUGAACUCUAGAAGCGGCACGACAUAUACAGGCGAAUACGAAGACGUGAAGAAAGUAAACACACUUCUCAUCCAACGAGGACUCGACAUCCCAAUCCACGUAGACUCAGCAUCUGGCGGUUUCGUAGCUCCAUUCGUCGUGCCGGACUGCGAAUGGGACUUCCGUCUCGAAAAAGUCGUUUCUAUCAACGUCUCCGGUCACAAAUACGGCCACGUCUACCCAGGAAUAGGAUGGGCACUUUGGCGUUCCGUUGAUUAUCUGCCUAAAGAUCUCGUCUUUCACCUUUCUUACCUGGGUACUCCGCAAGCUUCAUUCACACUCAACUUUUCUCGCGGAAGUUCUCACGUUAUUGCGCAGUAUUGUGAGUCCACUCCCCAAAGUAACUUACUACAAGAUUACUAAUCAAACACAGACCAAUUCAUCCGUCUCGGCAACGCGGGAUACACUCACAUCCUCACAGAGAUCAUAAAAGUCUCCCGUCAUCUCACGGCAGCACUACAAGACCAAGGAUUCCUCAUCCUCAGCCGAAAGAGCGGGACCCAGGGAAUCCCACUCGUCGCUUUCCAGCUGGAUCCAGCGCGCAAACACAACUUCAACGAAUUCGCGCUGUCGGACGAGUUGGAGAAGCGAGGUUGGUUGGUUCCGGCGUAUCAUAUGGCGGAGGGCGCGAGACACAUCAAACUUCUGCGCGUGGUAUGUCGGAGAGACUUCUCGAUGGCGUUGUGUGAGAGAUUUGUUCGUGAUGUUAGGGGGAGUGUGAGGAAAUUGGAACGAAGGAAAUCGGUGAAUUAGGAUGCUUACGUUUGGAGUUUGGGUGAUAUACCACUGAGACAUAGAAUAAAUCUUUACUACCUAUUGGGAGAC
Hymenoscyphus albidus is the source of this 1956-nucleotide messenger RNA. NCBI's taxonomy places the organism in Eukaryota, Fungi, Ascomycota, Leotiomycetes, Helotiales, Helotiaceae. The record is from the annotation of a GenBank genome assembly.